This is a messenger RNA of Hypoxylon trugodes, 3576 nucleotides long. Its product is annotated as mitochondrial carrier domain-containing protein. The transcript has a single exon. NCBI's taxonomy places the organism in Eukaryota, Fungi, Ascomycota, Sordariomycetes, Xylariales, Hypoxylaceae. Bases 657 to 2948 code for a protein of 763 amino acids. The record is from RefSeq and is a predicted model, not a curated record.
UGUAUCGCAAGCCUCGAUCGGUAACUCUUCUAUUCGUUCGUCCUACAAACAACAUCACACACACACACACACACACACACACACACACACAUACACACGACUUAGAUACCUAACACACAAAACACAUGCCUUUCGGCAUUGUGCGACUUAGUUGAUCCAAUGGCGGACAAACAGCUAUCAUUACGGUAGAAAUACAUUCAAUAUAUACAACCAUAUACAACAUGGUGGGCUCAUCCUCUUCCCCCUUAGUCGUGAUCUACCAAUCCUCCCUCAUCAACCAACUUCUUGGCAUAGUAGGGUCGCAAAAGCAAGCACACGCAGACCUACAUAGCUAGCUAGACACAUAUACGCGCAUACACUUAGAUACCUUGAAUACCUACCUGCACUUUUAUACACACAUAUACACUUAUACAACUACUACCACACAAGGCUCCCCAAGGUCCCAUUGUCCCAUUGACGAUCCGGUUGGCGUAAUCAAAACAAGUUGGGAUCUUCUACAUUUCUCCCUCACAUCACCUUCUAGACUCUCUCCGACCCCCAAAUCGGAACUUUCUCCUCGUCCGAUAUAAACCAUCUCACCCUACCACUCAGCGUUGGGCUGGGGAACUGAGGAAGAAAAAAAAGAGAUAUAUAGGCCCAACCAAUCCCAACGAACCAUGCCCUCAUCAGGCCUCACCAAUAACGGGAGCAUAUUACCACAGACGGCGACGGCGGCAGCAGCAGCAAUAGCAGGCUCAAAGGCAGUAGACAAGAUCCUCCCAGCCUUGCACCACGCCGUCUCAGGCUCCGUCGGCACCCUCAUAUCGACAUGCGCUCUGUAUCCACUAUCGCUAGUGAUCACCCGCCUGCAAGCGCAAAGGCAGCUUCAUCGCGAGGGAAAGCUUCACAACAACAAUCUCAACACUCGCAGUCGCAGCGGCACUACCACCCCAAAUCCCAACCCCAAUCCCGGUCCCAGUCCCGGUCCCAGUCCCGACGAGAAGGCGGAGGGAGCAGAAGCAAGACCGGAAGCGCAAGCGGCGAACGACACCGAUCCCGAGGCAGCACCGGGACAAGCUACACCUACAGCUACAGCUACACCGACUCGACCGUCACCAACACAGCCAAGCCCACAGGCACGGGAACAGGACCCUACGACCUACGCAGGCGGCCUCGGCGAAGCUUUUUCCAAGACCUGGAGCUCCGGUGGCGGGCCGAAAGCGUUUUAUACUGGCCUGGGUCACGAUGCAGCCAAAUCUGUCUUGGACUCUUUCCUCUUCUUUCUCUUCUAUGAGUAUUUCCGCAGUGCCAGACUCUCGGCGAGGAGGAAUCGGUAUAGUAGGAGAGGUGCGUCAUGGGAGAAGUCGAUGGGGUUAGGGAUGUUGGAGGAAUUGGCUGUUGGUGUGGUUGCGAAUGCUUGUUCGAGGCUUUUUACUACGCCGAUUGCGAAUGUGGUUACGAGACAACAGACGGCAUCACUGGUCGAUGGAGAGGGGAGGAAGGAAGUUAGUGUGCAGGAGAUUAUCGAGAGCAUUCGUCGUGAGGAGGGACUUACUGGGCUUUGGUCGGGGUAUUCGGCGAGUUUGAUCUUGACAUUGAACCCUGGUAUCACAUUCUUGCUUAAUGAAGUCCUCAAACGCCGUACUCUUUCUGCGAAACGAUACGAAAACCCUGGGUUCGGUGCUACGUUCUUGCUUGCUGCUGUUAGUAAAGCUGUUGCUAGUGCGAUUACGUACCCCUUCCAGGUGGCCAAGACGAGGAUGCAGACUGGUGUCCCGGUUGCUGCUGAAGGUCCUAAGGAGAGAGCGGCUUCUACUUCUGCUCCGGCAUCUGCUGCAGCCGAAGAAGCUAGGCAACCAGAGGCGCCAAAGGAAGAGGCCGAAGCACCUAAAGAAGAUCAAGCUUCCGCAGAAGCGCAGGCUUCUGAAGGAGCCGAGACUGUUAAAGAGGAAGGACAAACACCUGCCAACGGAGAAGCAGCCGCGCCAGCAGAGGGUGAGACCCCAGCUGAGGCAACAGCAGCACCAGCGGAUGAGUCCAUUGCCCCCGACGAAAUCCCACGAACACCAACCCCCAAGCCCGCUGAGAUGCCCCGGAAACCAGUCAUGAUACACAACGUAGCGCCACCUGAAUUUGGUGUCGAUCCCAGCCUCGGAGAGGAAGCAUUACGUGCGGUUAGCAACUUCGGUAAACGCAGCGUAUUCGGAACCAUUGCGCAGAUUGCACGAACUGAGGGUAUUGGAUCCCUGUACGAUGGUAUUCAAGGCGAAUUAAUUAAGAGUUUCUUGGGUCAUGGUACUACGAUGCUAGCGAAGAAUGUUGUGCAUCAUCUGUUGUUUCGCUUGUACUUCAUCGUUGCGGGUGUGCUCGUCGAAUUGCGCAAUCGCAAAUUCAAGGCCAGCACAGGGUUGAACAAGGCUAGGGAGAAUGUGAAAGAAGGUACAAGAGGAAUUUUCGGCGUCGGGAAAGGGGCGGUGGAAUCAAUUACGCCGUUACCGAAGGCGCUGCCGCCACCAUCGUCAUCACCAGCGCCACUCCCCGCUCCAACUCCUACUCCAGUUCCUACUUCUGCCCCUACUUCAACUCCGGAUGUACCAAGCCAAGCCCUAGUCCCUACUGCUCCCCCAGGUUCUGCUCCAAUCCCCCCUCCUUCCCCUAGCCCAAGGCCUCACCCGCAACCGCCACGUCAACCACUACCUCCAUCACCACCCCCAUCGCCUCCUCCACAACCGCAACUCCGCGCUCUGCGCUACCGCAUCGACAAUGGCUAUCGCUAUGAGCAACCUACCUCCUCGCCUCCAUCUUUUGCCAAUGGAGCUCCCAUCGGCAAUUACCACUACGGUAGUGAUGCACAGGGCCGUCCGUAUACUGCAGCUAACCGCCCCUCGCGUGCGAGAAAGGUGGAUGAUUUCGUGAUUAAUAUUGUUGCGAAUAUGAUUGAGAAGGCGCAGAGGGAGAUCAAGAAUUGAGAUCUUCAAGCGUAUGAGACUUGGAGUGAUUGAAGUGGCUCAGUUGAUGAGCUGACUAUUACAAAAGAAAAACGAAAGGGGGAGACUACGAGAAAAGAUCUGUUGCUUUAGUAUGUGUGAGUGAGCAAGCGAGCGUUGUUUUACCUUUCUCAUUUCCUAUUUUUACUAUUUUUUAAUACGUAGAAGAAGCAAAAAAGGGGGUUGAAUUUUCAUUUUCAUUUCUAGCUGAGACUGAUUAUUUCUUACCAAUUUUCCUAAUUCUCUUUUCUUGUAUUGGAUUGGAUCGGAUUCAUUUCAUUUGCGCGGAGCACCGGAUAUGGGCAUCUUGUUGUACACCUCAAAGUUGUAAUUUGUAAUCUACAUGCAUGGAUGGGAUUUGGAGUUGGCGUCUUUGAAUAUCGGAGAUGUUGUUGUCGUUGUUGUAUGAGAAGACGAGAACUUUCAUAUCAUGUACGUGGGUUAUGAGCAUCAACUACAGAAAGGCCAGCAUCGCAUAACAGAGCAUAGCAUAGCAUAGGGUUGGGUAUGGCAGGUUAAGGGAUAAUGCAUAUACUUGGUUUGGUGGGAACAGCAUCGUUACGGCGCUGUUGCUGCCACUAAUUUCUUUCUUACCUCUCAUUUUUAUUGC